AUGAGAAAGAGCCUCGACAUUGACACCCUUAAGGAAAGAAGAACAAGUCUGAGACUUACACUCAUGUACAAAGUGGUUGAGGGGUUGGUGCCAUCAUUGCCUCCUCACUCAUUCAUAACAAAGGCCAAACCCAAACACCAAAUUAAACCAGGACAUUUCAGGGACCACCAUACAACAAAUAUAGUCCAGAAACAUGACAAAAAGAGGGCAGAUGAGUGCAUAGAAAAACUUGCCAACAUUCAAGAAAAGAUUUUUACUGCAACCAGAAAUAAGAAGAGGAUAUCUGAGAUUUACGGAAAAUCCAAGGAAGUACAGAAGUAUUUAGAUCCAGCCUAUACUGAUGAAAUGACAAUGAGUGAUGAAGCUAAGGAAGAAGUUAUCAUAGCAGAGGAAGAAUUUUUGAGGGGCCAAGCCAAACAUUUGGAAAUGAUGGAAGAAUUAAAGUCAACGUUGGACAGUGAACACCUUAAAUCUACUCCAAAGUUUACAGAAAAGUUUGAGGCCUUGAGUCAUAUUCAGAUAAAACAGCAGGACCAAACUUCAGAGCUUACUGAAGAAGCAAGAAAGUUGCUGGCAACAUAUAACAAUAUUAUUACCUUGGUAUCCAGGCAGUUUGUCCAAUGGGAUGAAAUACUGACUAAUAUAGAGGCCAAGAAAACAAAGACCAAAAACUAAAAUAUCAUAGAAAAAUGGUGUUAGUGCAAUAUUUAAUAAAACUAUCUGUACAAUAUAAGAUUAUUAUAAAGUUAUUAUAAAAUUGAGAACCAGU
Molecule: messenger RNA, 769 nt
Organism: Saccostrea echinata
Lineage: Eukaryota; Metazoa; Mollusca; Bivalvia; Ostreida; Ostreidae
Product: dynactin subunit 3-like
Exons: 8
Coding region: 1-675 (224 amino acids)
Biological process (GO): cytoskeleton-dependent cytokinesis
Cellular component (GO): dynactin complex
Source: RefSeq, a predicted model, not a curated record